AUGAGUACCUUAAUACGCUGUAAUUUGGAAAGUAAUAUUCAGGGCCUUUUUUUCCAGUUCUUAAGUCUUCACUUAAAGAAACAAAAUAAUAAAAUAAAUUCAAACAUAUGUAGUAUUAUAGAGGAAGAUCAAGUAUAUAGUGAACAAAUAAAUAAGUCAAAGGACAAGAUCAAACAGAGGUAUCAGCAAGAUGAGAUUACUAUAAGCAAACAUACAAGAAAUGUGGAAGUUGAACAGCUAAGCCAGAUAGCAGAAAUAAGAGUUAAGGAUGAAAGUGAGAAAGUUCAAUAUAGUGAGAAUAUAGAGCAAGAGAGAGGAUGCUUAGGUUCGGAAAUUGGGGUUUUUAGAUGCUUUGAAAUUUAUCGAGGUAAUGACAUUAUAGGAGCUUCAUGCAAAAAUAGACCAAAUUUAACUAUUAUUGAUGACAAUAUUAAAGUUCCAAAUACAAGAGUCAAACUUCUUGAAGCAGAGCUUUAUAGAAUAUGUGAUCUAUAUGGAAGAAAGCAAGGUCUUGAAGUUUAUAUAGAUUGGAAGAUUUGGGAAUCCCAAGUAAUAAAAGCAUUAGGUUUGAGUAUUUUUUGCUCAAAAACUCUUGCUAACGUUAUAUUUAGUGCUUAUCAUAGAGAUUAUAGAAAUUGCAUGAGUAUACUUUGUAAGGCAAUAGAAGAUUCGGGGGAUAGAGACUCGGGAAAGAUGAAUGUGGAAUUGUCGGAAGAAAACAUUGCCAGUGUGAGUUUAUCAGAACAUAGUGAUUCAAGUGUAUCUGGAAAAAAUAAUGUAAAUUUCUUAGAUAGGAAGUUUAAUAUAUACAACUGUGAGGUAGAAUAUAAGCAGCCACCAAACUCAGGGAAUUUAUGCCGGUCAUCAAUUAUUUGGUUUCUUUGUCAUAAACACGAAUUUGAACUGAAUGAUCCCAGCAUAAAUUAUUUUAGAUUAUUAUCAUAUCUUUCGAGUUCAUCGAAAUUCAUUUUACCAGGUUCUUUUAGGCCUUUAUUAUAUGAACUUAUUUCGAGACACUUGGCAUUAAAAUUUCUAGAGAAUGACAAGAUUUUUAAAGAAUUAUAUGUUGAUACUAUAAUAGUUCGUAUAUAUUAUGAUUUGGACUUAAUAGAUCUACAAAAACUUCGUUUAAAGGAUAUCAGAAAUAGUGACUUAAUUACUCUACUUGCUGAGAUGGUUGGAAGUGAAUCUUUCCAUGAUUUACAACACUACUUUAACUACCAACAUUUCUAUGUAUUGUAUUGCAGAUUUAUAGAGCUUGAUAUUGAUGAAGAUCAGGCCUUGAGCUACAAAGAAUUUCGAAAUCACGACUUUGGAGCUCUAACAAAUAAGACCUGUGCUAGACUUUGGGAUUGUAAGAUAUCAAACAAAAAGUCUCUAUUUGAUAAAAUCACUGGAAAUAGAACUGAAAGUGUCAAUAGCUUAAUGACAUCUGAUUAUCAAGUAUCAAUACUUAAGAAUUUUGAUACAGUUAGUACAAAUUUUAACAAGGAGUUCUAUAUGAAGUAUGAGGAUUUCAUCUACUUCUAUAUUAGUGAUGAGGAUAAAACAAGUGAAAGAAGCAUCAGAUAUUGGUUUGAAAUUGUAGAUUUAGAUUGUAAUGGAUGGAUAACCCCGAGAGAGAUUGAGUAUUUUUAUCAGGAACAAUAUCAAAGGAGUUAUGAGUUAAGACAUACACUACCCGAAUUAAAUGGAAUUUUAUGUAUGAUGAAUGAUCUAUUAAUGCCAAAAAGGCCAGGAGGAUUUCGUCUAGAUGACUUUCAAAAAAACAAAACUGUAGCUGGUCAUUUCUUUAAUAUACUUGUAAAUACUAAGAAAUGUCUAUCUACCAUAUUUAAAGAUGGUGAAUUUAACAAUAUACACAACUACUUUGAAAGUAAAGUUUGUCCCAAAUAUUAUACACCUUGGGAAUUGCAUUGUCAGUACCAAUAUCAAAUAAUACAAGAUGAGGAUGAGCGGCUUCAGCAAGAAAGUGUUACAUAA
Messenger RNA from Cryptosporidium muris RN66, 1983 nucleotides. RefSeq lists its product as uncharacterized. Gene Ontology annotation, biological process: protein dephosphorylation. Gene Ontology annotation, molecular function: protein phosphatase regulator activity; calcium ion binding. The coding region runs from base 1 to 1983 and encodes 660 amino acids. The record is from RefSeq and is a predicted model, not a curated record. The transcript has a single exon. NCBI's taxonomy places the organism in Eukaryota, Apicomplexa, Conoidasida, Eucoccidiorida, Cryptosporidiidae. Gene Ontology annotation, cellular component: protein phosphatase type 2A complex.